AGCAGGCUGCAGGGCUCAGUGUUGCUCCGCGUCCAGUCUGAUCGGCGGAGUCAUGCGGAGCCGCCGUACCCUCACGUCAGGACUCGACUAGCCCCAGUUUCUCACCAGAGAUGCGGGUAAAUGUUGCGGGCGGUCGCAGAGAAGAGUUUCCGUGCUCCUGGCCGAACGUACACAACAACUCCUGGGGCUAACUCGAGGUCUGACGGGGGCGUCGAGCCGACAGCACAACUCCUGCGGGGACUUUGUUCACUUUAACAUCCACAGUAAAUCACUCAAAAUGGAGAUUCACGAAGGAGCAGCGGCGGCGGGCGACGGAGUCCUGGAUUUUUCUCGCCUGAGCCUCACCACGUUCAGCACCGACGGUGUCAGCGACGAGAGGAAGCGGGACACCAGGCAGCUGUACCUGAACUACAACCGGCUCCUCUCGCUGCCCUCGUCCGUCUGCGAUUUCUGCAACCUGGAGUUUCUGGACAUCAGCAACAACGGACUGUCCGCCAUCUGCGAGGGCAUAACGCGGCUGAGCAGGCUGCGGACCCUCGUCGCCAAGAACAACCGCCUGGACGAGUUCUCGCUUCCCAAGGAGUUCGGCUCCCUGCGGCUGGAGGUGCUGAACUUCAGCGGGAACCGAUUCGAGGAGAUCCCGCUGCAGUGCACGAAGCUGCCGCGGCUGCAGUCGCUGUCGCUCGGCGGGAACAGACUGAAGAGCAUACCUGUGGAGAUAGAGAACCUGACCAGUCUGGAGCUGUUGUAUCUGGGUGGAAACCUCAUCACAGCCAUUCCUCCUGAAGUGGCGAACCUGCCCUACCUCAGCUACCUGGUCCUGUGUGACAAUCGCAUCCAAAGUGUCCCCCCACAACUCACCAGGCUCCACUCGCUGCGGUCUUUAAGUCUCCACAACAACUUGCUCACGUACCUGCCGAGGGAGAUCCUCUGUCUGGUGCACCUGCAUGAGCUCAGCCUUAGAGGCAACCCACUGGUGGUGCGCUUUGUCAAGGAGAUGACCUACGACCCGCCGUCGCUGCUAGAAUUGGCCGGACGUACAAUCAAGAGCCGAAAUAUUCCCUACUACCCCUGUGACAUGCCCUCAAAUCUGCUGAGAUACCUGGACCUGGCCAGCAAGUGUCCCAACCCUAAGUGUGCCGGCGUCUACUUUGAUUCAUGUGUGCGCCAGAUCAAAUUUGUGGACUUCUGUGGGAAGUACCGGCUGCCCCUCAUGCACUACUUGUGCUCCCCAGAAUGCACCUCUCCCUGCAGCUCCAACCCCCAAAGCGACGCAGACUCGGAAGACGAGAGCAGCGUGCCAGCGGACCGUCUUCAGAGAGUGCUUCUGGGAUAGCACGACACGGAGGAACCUCUGACCCUUUGACAAGCCCAGACUCGUCAGUUUGUCACCGUGUUCAUUUAUACAGACACGAACUUGGCUCGUCAGACUUCGCUUUACAAAAACGCACAUACAAAUAAACACUAGUACACACUCAAUACAGUGCAUUCAGAAAGUAAUCAGACUGAAAAAGUGAAAAUAGUUUGGGGUGUUAACUUUAAAUAUCCUGAAUGAGAUUGUUUUGUCAUAACCAUUUCAGUCUCUUGGAAUUGAUGCACCCAUAAUAAGUCCUGGUUCCUCCAAACUUCUUCAACUAAGAACCGUGGAGGCCCCUGUGCUCUUGAGAACCUUCAACGCACAUUUAUUUGCAGCCUUUACCAAAUUCUGUGCUUCGACACAUUCUCUCUCUUAGCUCAGGAAGUUUAUUCAACCUCAUAGCUUGGCUUCGAGUCAGAUAUGCAACUGUGAGACUUUACAUAAACCAGGGUGUGCCUUUCAAAAUCCUGUCUCAUCAGUUUAAUCCACCACAGGUUGACUCCAAUCAACAUGUCAAAACAUCUCAAAGAUGAGAAAUGAGACACCUGCACUAAAUUUGAAAUGUCAGACCAUUAAAGCAGAAGGAAGCAACAGAAGUGAAAGGGUCUGAAUACUUCCUGAAUGUACUGUGCAUUGAGUUUUACAUAGAGCCACUAAAACAUUUAGUGCUGUGGCCUUGGCAAAAUGAUUGGAUAGAAAUGAGGUCCCUGUCAUCACAUCACUCCACACAUAAUGAGUAAAGGAAUCAUUUCCCUUGAAGCUGUAAAUCACACACACUCAUGACUGUGUCAAAGUGCAGCUGUCGUGGUGGAACAUAGGAGGGCAGUAAAGCUCUUGUUUGGACUGGGAACACUGAAGCUGCACCAGGAUUCGUUUCCUUUCCAGGGAACCUUACUUUCUCCUUAAUACAACACUUGGUGCUUUUUUUCCCUAUCCAUUAAGAGCAUUAGUUUCUAUUCUCUGAAAGUUUGGAUAUGAACAAAGUGGGUUUUGUUCAACUGCUGGAAACACGUAGUGAGCUUUAGUUUUUCAUGCUUUGAUCAAGUGAACUUCAAAGCUUCUCUGAUAACUAAGAGGAAGAAAAAGUCUGGGAUUUGUCUUGUACGUCAACAGAAACAAUAACCAGUUUUACACCAUGGUACUCUUAACUGAUUGAGUACAACGUGUGAGAUGACCUUAUUUACGCUGUGUGUGGUGUAAAUGGUCUCACAUAAUUUGAACAGAUCAAGAUUAAAACCUUUUUCUUUCCGUCAGCACAGUG
Molecule: messenger RNA, 2618 nt
Organism: Paralichthys olivaceus (Japanese flounder)
Lineage: Eukaryota; Metazoa; Chordata; Actinopteri; Pleuronectiformes; Paralichthyidae
Gene: lrrc58b
Product: leucine rich repeat containing 58b
Molecular function (GO): protein binding
Source: RefSeq, a predicted model, not a curated record